Molecule: messenger RNA, 704 nt
Organism: Castor canadensis (American beaver)
Lineage: Eukaryota; Metazoa; Chordata; Mammalia; Rodentia; Castoridae
Source: RefSeq, a predicted model, not a curated record
UCUGUCAUGGUGGCAUCCAGUGCUCGAGCUGGUAUGAGCAAAGGCGAUGCUGAGCUUUUUGUCCUCUCGACAAGCGGGUUUGGAGGAUCCUCUCCGCUUUCGCAGAGCGGAGUCCACCCGGAGGAUAUUGUCAUUGGAGUUAAACAAAGACAGAGAUGUUGAAAGAAUCCAUAGUAGUGGAGUUAACACCCUUGACGUUGAACCUAUUGAAGGGAGAUACAUGUUAUCAGGUGGUUCAGAUGGUGUGAUUGUACUUUAUGACCUUGAGAACUCCAGCAGACAACCUUAUUACACAUGUAAAGCAGUGUGCUCCGUUGGCAGAAACCAUCCUGAUGUUCACAAAUACAGUGUGGAGACUGUUCAGUGGUAUCCUCACGACACUGGCAUGUUCACAUCCAGCUCAUUUGAUAAAACUCUGAAAGUGUGGGAUACAAAUACAUUACAAACUGCAGAUGUAUUUACUUUUGAAGAAACAGUUUAUAGCCAUCAUAUGUCUCCAGUCUCCACCAAGCACUGUUUGGUAGCAGGUUCGUUCGGCACUAAAGGACCCAAAGUACAACUUUGUGACUUAAAGUCUGGAUCCUGCUCUCACAUUUUACAGGGUAUUUUUUACUUUGAAACAGCUACUACUUUGAGUAAACCAUUCAAUAAAAAAAAAUUACUAACAGUGUAUUUUUUGUAAGUGACUGCUGUAUUUUGUGUUA